CUUUACACUAUUAAGCAUCAUAUGAUAUUAGAUAGCUAAGGACAAAAAUUACCAAGGACAAGUUUGAGGGUUGUCUAAUUUUUUCCCCUUGAGGACUUGCAGCUGGUUCUUCACAUCACAUUUUAGCUAUAACCUGCAAAUAUACAGAGGAAUUUGUUAUGGAAGAGAAACAAAGUGCAAUGAGGCAGCACAGUGGGAUUUGGAAAUCCUUGAGAGAUGGAGACUUUGAAGAAGAAGAAAUUUGGGAUGUUCUACAAAACAAACCUGAUUCUAGCUCUGGAGUUCUCAAGCCCAAAGAGAAGGAACCUUCUCCUCUUCCUGCUCCUAGGCCCAUCCCAACUGCAUCAAGGAUGAUCCCAAGAAGGAUUUCAAAUUGCAGCAGCAACAGUGCUAGUUCCUCCCAUGAAGUCAAGAUUCUUCAGCAAUCAGCACCUGUCAACAUUCCUGACUGGUCCAAGGUUCAUAGGAAUGAUGAUGAUAACAACCAGAAAAAGGCCUUCAGAAGUGGUUCAAGGCUUGAUUCUUAUGAUGCACAUCAUUCUGUUGUUGAUGAUGAAGUUGAUGGCGGGGAUAGUGAUGAGGAUGAUGAGUAUGAUUCCAAGCUUCCCCCACAUGAGUUUAUCGCUAAAAGGCUUGCAAGGAGCCAUAUAUCCUCAUUUUCUGUCUUAGAAGGUGUUGGGAGAACCCUCAAAGGUAGGGAUCUCAGCAAACUGAGGAAUGCUGUGCUCACAAGAACUGGUUUCCUCGAAUGAUUGUGGCAUGUUUGGAUCAACUUCUCUCUCGUCAGAAUCAGUUCUGAAAUCCAUAAGCUGCUAUUCAAUGCAGGUUUGGAAAUUGUUCUACAAUCGAUUUUAAAGCCAGAGUCAAUUAUGGAUUGAAGUUUUUGUGUUUCAGAAUUGAUUCAGAGGAAAGAGAAGGUUAUCCAAACAUGCUACCAGAGAAGCUUCUUGUCAGAAUUGAUUUUAACUGUUGAAUCAAUAGUAGAGAGAUUUCCCAACAUCCAUAAUAAAAAAGGCCUCUACAAUAGCAAUAUACUAGUGUGAGUUCUUCCUCAUUUGCAAUGUAUACUGGGGGUUAGUGCUCUGUAGUAAGAGGGAAGCAGUUACUUAGCAUUGGGGAUUUUUGUUCAUGAUUGGGAUAUAAAAGAUUAGUUUAGGCAUUUACUAUGAAAAUCAAUGAAUUGAUCAAAUUGGUUGAGGCAAAGUCAAUGGAUUUCAUUCUCUUUCUAUAUUA
Molecule: messenger RNA, 1233 nt
Organism: Lotus japonicus
Lineage: Eukaryota; Viridiplantae; Streptophyta; Magnoliopsida; Fabales; Fabaceae
Product: protein S40-4-like
Exons: 2
Coding region: 159-752 (197 amino acids)
Source: RefSeq, a predicted model, not a curated record